AUGGACCCAGCCUUCCGCAAGAUACACAGAGAUAUCAACCGUCUCCACGAAGAAGAAGAAAAGAUCAAGUCCCUCUCUGCCGCCAGAGAGCUCGGCAUCAAGGUUCGCCGUAUUGAUCGGACCUUCUCAACCUCGUCAUCACCUGUGAACUUCAAGCCAGCCUUCUUCAUCCCGCCAAAAGGAGACAAGCUGAGCACAUACCAUCGAUGUGCGAAGUGUGCAUCUUGUGCGGCACCUUCUUCUCCAUCUUCUUCUUUGUCUACCUUACCCAACCGCCUGUCCUCGUCUCGUUCGUUUUCUGCCUGGUCGUUCUCGAGACGUUUCUCAUUCUCCUCUACCCGCUCAUCUCCCGCCUGUGAAAUAGAAGCAGAACCAGAACCAAAGGAAGAAGAACCCGAAGGUGAAGAACAAGAACAAUUAGACUGUGAGCACAGUGAAAGGUACCCUUACAUGAUCCGGAGCCUGGCCGAGAUGCAGGGGAUUGAACCACCCGCUCUCCCCAAGGCAGCUCGCCAGCCCAUCCUAACAGCCAACGGCCCAGUAAUGAAAGGCAAACUCCCACAAGACGAGGCCGUCGAACUCCACGAAGACGAUGAGUGGAAAGUCACUCAAGUCCUCGAAGACACCACCUAUAACAACCCACACGCCAUCGUCGAAAUCGUCGUCAGAGGGCAAGGAUAUACAGAUGGGUCCUUUCUAACCGCCAAUGAAGUAAAGGCCAUCGUGCGCGUAAUGAAGCUUCGCAUGGAUAUGAGACAGUACCGCCACCAUGGCUGCUGCCCUCCGGUCCUUGCACUGUCUUAUGUUGCAACUAGGUCCGGAAACGAUACCGAGUAUCGCUCGGGAAGAAUCCUGCAGGCAUACCACGACGGACGGCAGCUGGUGAUUCAGUAUUCGGAACGGUUUGAUCUUUCCAAUGCCCAGCGGGCAGCUGUGUCACUCGAGAAAUUCCUCCGUUAUUAUUUCUGUGAGCCGGUGAAGACCGGGGCCCUUGCCGAGAAGAAGGAUGAAGACUUGUGGAAAGUGUUGCAGAGCUGGAGCGCCAUAAAGAGACGUUAUCACAUGGACUCGAAGAAAAAUAACGAAAAUGACAAGAACGAGAACGGCGAGAAUGACGGGGCAGAUGGCGAGACCAAAGACCACUUCCUCCGCCACUGGUUUAAUAAAUUAUUGAUCUUUGCGUAG
Molecule: messenger RNA, 1185 nt
Organism: Aspergillus versicolor CBS 583.65
Lineage: Eukaryota; Fungi; Ascomycota; Eurotiomycetes; Eurotiales; Aspergillaceae
Exons: 3
Coding region: 1-1185 (394 amino acids)
Source: RefSeq, a predicted model, not a curated record